CUGUUUUUUCAGAGUACAUCGCAGAAGCAACGCGAGCUGAAAGAAUUAAAUGAGAGCUAUAAGGAUGUCGAAGUCGAAUUCAAAGAUGCUCAAGAAGUUGCUAUACAAGAAAAGAUUCGCCACAUAGCGAUUGAUAUUGAAUCUAAUAUGAGACGAGUCGCUAGGAUACAGGAGUCAUUCGCCAGAAUGGAUGAGAGCAUUAGAGAGCUCGAAAUAAAGAAGGAAGAAGCUGAGAAGACGGCUGAAAGAAGUAAGGAAAUUCCCACGCCGUCGUCCAUGUCAAAUCCGCCCGAUAUGGAGCAGCUUGCUGACACAACUGAGCUUGAUGAGCAGUAUAAAGCCCUGACGCUCAAAAUUGAGUCGGCAGAGAAAGUGAUUGGUAGGACUAUCACUAUGGAGCAGCUUCAGGCGUUCAAGGACAGUUACGAAACGUCGAAGAAGCAAUACCUGGUAUUGAAGGCCCUGAAUCGAAAGCUUGCGGAAUGUCUUCAAAUAAGAAAGGAAAAAUUUCCGGUCAUGUGCCAUGCAAUCACCAUGCGGUUGAAGAUGACCUUCCAAAGGCUUAUGGCGACCAGGUCAUAUCACGGCAAUCUGAUUGUCGAUCGGCAAAAGGAAGUUAUCAAUAUCAGCGUAGCAACCCAUCAGAAGGAUGACAGUGCUCACGCGGUUGCCAAAAGUGUUGUACAGGACCUCAAAGGAUUAUCCGGUGGUGAAAGGUCGUUCACCACGGCAUGCUUCAUUAUGGCUCUGUGGGAGAUUAUGGAAGCGCCGUUUAGAUGUAUGGAUGAAUUUGACGUCUUUAUGGAUAUGAUCAAUAGACGCGUUAUUAUGGAUCUGCUGGUAAAGUUGGCUACGGAACAAUAUUCACACAAUCAGUUCAUCUUUUUCACUCCUCAAGGAAUCAAAGAGCUUGGCGAACGCGAGCAUGUUCAAGUAUUUGAAAUGCCAAAAGUUCGAGAUUAG
Cooperia oncophora is the source of this 963-nucleotide messenger RNA. The record is from the annotation of a GenBank genome assembly. Lineage: Eukaryota; Metazoa; Nematoda; Chromadorea; Rhabditida; Trichostrongylidae.